This is a messenger RNA of Lepus europaeus (European hare), 4197 nucleotides long. It is a transcript of the gene ILRUN, whose product is annotated as inflammation and lipid regulator with UBA-like and NBR1-like domains. Bases 185 to 1060 code for a protein of 291 amino acids. Gene Ontology annotation, biological process: macroautophagy. The record is from RefSeq and is a predicted model, not a curated record. Gene Ontology annotation, cellular component: phagophore assembly site. Gene Ontology annotation, molecular function: ubiquitin binding. The transcript has 5 exons. Lineage: Eukaryota; Metazoa; Chordata; Mammalia; Lagomorpha; Leporidae.
GCGCGAGAGUGAGUGAGUGGCUGAGUGAGUUUACCCCUAUGAGGCGGUGAGAGGCCCGGGGCCUACUUCAAAGGAGCGGGGUUGCGGCGCCUGCCACCAACGGGCCCCCUCCCGGUCCCCGGGCCCGGCGGCGCGGCGGCGGCUCGGUUGUAAGGAGGCCGGGAAGCGGGUGUCCGGCCCCGCCAUGGAGGGCAUGGACGUGGACCUGGACCCGGAGCUGAUGCAGAAGUUCAGCUGCUUGGGCACCACCGACAAGGACGUGCUCAUCUCCGAGUUCCAGAGGCUGCUCGGCUUCCAGCUCAACCCGGCCGGCUGCGCCUUCUUCCUGGACAUGACCAACUGGAACCUGCAAGCAGCAAUUGGAGCCUAUUAUGACUUUGAGAGCCCCAAUAUCAGUGUGCCCUCCAUGUCCUUUGUUGAAGAUGUCACCAUAGGAGAAGGGGAAUCAAUUCCUCCUGAUACUCAGUUUAUAAAAACAUGGCGGAUCCAGAAUUCUGGGGCAGAGGCCUGGCCUCCAGGGGUUUGUCUUAAGUAUGUCGGGGGAGACCAGUUUGGACAUGUGAACAUGGUGAUGGUGAGAUCGCUAGAGCCCCAAGAGAUUGCAGAUGUCAGCGUCCAGAUGUGCAGCCCCAGCAGAGCAGGAAUGUAUCAGGGACAGUGGCGGAUGUGCACUGCUACAGGACUCUACUAUGGAGAUGUCAUCUGGGUGAUUCUCAGUGUGGAGGUGGGUGGACUUUUAGGAGUAACACAGCAGCUGUCAUCUUUUGAAACGGAGUUCAACACACAGCCGCAUCGCAAGGUAGAAGGAAACUUCAACCCGUUUGCCUCUCCCCAAAAGAGCCGACAAUCAGAUGAGAACAACUUAAAAGACCCUGGGGGUUCCGAGUUCGACUCCAUCAGCAAAAACACAUGGGCUCCUGCUCCUGACCAAACCGAGCAAGAUCAGAAUAGACUCUCACAGAACUCUGUAAAUCUCUCCCCCAGCAGUCACGCAAACAACUUAUCAGUAGUGACUUACAGUAAGGGGCUCCACGGGCCUUACCCCUUCGGCCAGUCUUAAACGGGUGUCAGCAAGAAGAAAAAAAAAAACAAAGACAGAAGGCCUGACUUUGGGGGGUAGGGCAAGGGUUUCCUUGGAUUGCAGACCACAUCGCACGGAUCCCUGGCUGUGCCCCUCAUCCUGGAAGAAGAGGAGGAAGCAGAACAGACUAGUUUGAGUAAACUCAGUAUGCAUGUGUGAGUGCUGAACUGCAGCAGUGGUGUCGAGGCUCCCAAGAAGAAACCAUGCAGCCACCCUGGGUUCUGUUCCUUAGGUAUCAGCCUAACAAGUCAUCAGGUCACCCGGAAAGGGGAAAGUGUUUAAAGAGGGAGGGGGGUAGCCAUCUUUCUAAACAAAAAUUAUUUUGCCUACAGAGAGGUUGUAGUUUGAGCACAUGUUAAUUUUUCCCCUUUCCCACUUUUAUUUUUUAAAUAAGGGAUAAUGUACUCUUCAUAGAAUAGUGCUUGCUCUGGAUAGGGUGCAGGAUGAAAACCGCGUGGCAUGUUUGGAACUGUGGAAUCGGUGCCGACAGAGCGCGGCUGCCGUGCCACGUGGCUCCGGAAGUCUGACCCCUUCUGUUUUUCAUGGCAUCAGCCAAUGAGUUAUCACCCUUCCUCCUCUUUCUCUUUAAUCUUCUGUUGAUUUACACCUUUGACAUUUGUAUUCAGCAACCCUGUGGCUUGUUAGCAUCAGAACCUCUCUGAAGCCCAGACUUCCCUGUGUGGCCGGCAGAGGAAGCCUCGAGGACAGCUCUUGGGUGACGUGGGGUUGCUGAAGCCGAGAGGCGUCCUUCUGCACACACUCAUAGCAGUGCAGCUGGCUUUCCCUUCCAUGUUUCUCUUGGCAGAGCUGCACCGCCCUGCCUACUGCUCUUCUGGGCUCUUCACACAGUGGCUCCCCACUCGCUCUGGGAAGAGGACCCCUGUGCUGCCCAGGCGUGGGCCAUGUGUACGCACACGGGUGUUGGUGCAGCUCACCAGCAGGCGUCCCAUGGAUCUCUGUUGUCACACAACUCCUUUCCCUGUGUCCCCUCCAGUUAGCCUGUGAGUGAAGGCUGAGCUGAUGGAAGUGUGAAAACACAGCCCCAGGUGGGGCCUGUGUCACGGGGACAGGCCUCAAUCAGUGGCUACUUGAUCUUGGAAACCGCAUUUAGGUGGAAAUUAGAGGACCUCCCUGCCCCCCAGCCCGCCCUGGCAGAAUGCUCAGUUGUUGGUGAGGAGCUGGGUGAGGGCAGCCCCUCUGGAGCCAAGGCUGCAUGGCUGCUGCUCUCCUGGACUGGCGGCCUCACUGGCCCCUGUGGCUUCCAAGCAGGUUGAGAUGUGGCUGUCUCCAAGGGAAGCUUGAGCCAGGCUAGAACAGCUGUCUGCCAAAGAUACAAGAAUAUGCAAAGUCCCUCUUUUCCUCUCACCCCCUCCUUUGAGUCUUACUUGGUUUGAGAGUUGGAAACGGAUCUAGGGUGUGGUUGCAGGUCACCUGCUUAUUACCACACCCCCAUCCAGCCCGGAGGGGGUGUGAGACUAGCAGGGAGACCAGGUGAUGAGUGGCUGCAAGGGGUCGUAGAGCCUGGGUGUGGGUGAGGGUCUGCCUGCCUGUCUGUCUCUGUCUGGGUGUCUGAGUUCCAAAAAAUGUGUGGUGUUUGCUCCUCCUCAUCCUCUUCUGAGAUUGUUGUUUUUUAAAGUUUGAUUGUGGAAGAAAAAGCUUGUAUGAAACUCCCCCCUUCACCUUCCCACACCCCUCAGAGAACCAAAGGGGAAUAUCCACCCGCCGAGGGCAGUGCAGCUGGGGCUGGGCUAGAGGGCUAGAGGACGGCUUCCCUGCAGCGCCUGCCUUCUGUGUGCACGAGGGCCCCUCCCUAGCAGAGCAGAGGCAGCUCCUGUUGGUGCCCAUGCCCUGGGGCUCAGGGUGGUGGUUUGUCUGGGAGCCCUGUUAGGCCCAGGCUGCUGCUGCUGCUGGUGCCAAUCUCCUGAGACACUGCCACGCGGGAGCCCACGCAUGCCCAGCCAUCCUUCCCUCUUGAUAACCUUGAAGCAGUACGUCCUUUAGCUGCCCCUGGCAGGGUCGUGGGAGGCUUCACAAGCCCUGCUUUCCUGGGUUCCCGUCUGACCCACACAACAAGGUGCCCCUCCGUUUGCCACGAGGGGCUUCGUUGGCCACCCUCAGUGGGUGUGGUCCUGCCAGAGUGGUCCUGCUGCUCCUCCUGCUUGUAGGCUACCUCACCUGCUGAGUGUCCCACACACCUUGGCUUCCUUCCCACGAACAAGCCAUUUUUGUGUACAUUCUUGGAGAAAUGGGCUCUGCAGCGGGCCAGAGCAAGUGCAAGCCUUGGCGUGGGGCAGAAGAGGGUACGUGACUGCCCCAGGCCCAGGAAGGCCUCAGUACCAGUGGUGUGGGUUCUGAGCAAUGCCUGGGGCCCCUCUCCUCCCCUGCCUGGAGGGUCGCUAGAGGCUACCUCUCAGCCGCAGUAGUCUCUGCUCCCCUUAGAGUCUUUCCCAAGUGGUGGCCGCCUCUGGGCAGGAGCACGAUGGUGGUGUCCAGGAAGUGAGGCAGGCCCAUGCUUAGGUCAUCAGGUCUGAGGCCCGAUGGGGAGGCGGAGGGACUCGGGCUUGGGAGGAACCCGUGUGUGUGCAUGGAGUGCGCUGUUUGUGUCUGUGUGGGUUGUGUGCACAGGUGCAUGCCUUUUUUUCUUUUUGCCAUGGGGACAACUGAAUUUGGGGAAUUGUUCUGCCAGAAACAGCCAACCUUCUCCCACUGGCUGUCACCUACAGCCCAUCAAAGUCACAUCCAGCCUAGAGAAAACCUCAGUCACCAACUCCACUGGUGUGGCGUGAAGUGGCCCAGGUGGGAAGUGGGCGUAGCAACAAGGAGAUCCCCGGAUUCACUGUGAGCCCCAGCAGGAGAGGAUGGUAGGGCGGCGAGGCGAGGGCUCGGACACACACACUGGCUCCCCUCCCUGCCCUGCGCUUCCUUUCCCGCGUUUCCUGGAUGCGUGAGGAGCAGCAGUGGUUGCCCCUUCCACCUGGACAGUGGUGUGUGGAGCACACAAGCUGGGUGGGUGUUUGUGGUGGGGCCUCAUGGUGCCUAGGAUGAGAUGAAGAUGAGGAGGUUUUUCCUUACUGUAUAAAUGAAUAUUUGUAUGAUUAAAUUAACACACACACAAA